This is a messenger RNA of Aspergillus wentii DTO 134E9, 1652 nucleotides long. RefSeq lists its product as uncharacterized. The transcript has 2 exons. Lineage: Eukaryota; Fungi; Ascomycota; Eurotiomycetes; Eurotiales; Aspergillaceae. The record is from RefSeq and is a predicted model, not a curated record. The coding region runs from base 114 to 1424 and encodes 436 amino acids.
UGGAGUCAUCCUUUCUUCCUUAUAAUACUACAAUAAUCCCCGCCUUUCAUUCUCUCGGAUAUGGACUCCAUUCUAUGAUUUUUUUGACUUUCUACCCCUGAUCUCCCUUCAUCAUGGCGUUUGAAGAUCUCCCUACAGAGCUUCGCAUCCUCAUCCUCAAAUCCCUCCCAGACGUCCAUGCUCUUCGUAAUCUGGUCUGCGCCUCUCCAUCCUACUACGACACCUAUCUCCUUGCCAAACGAGACCUCCUCCUCGAUCUCGCAAAACGGCUCUACGGCCUCGUCGACCUGGCCGAGCCCGUCGCCGCCAUCCGCUCAGAAGGCCUCUACGCCAAUGUGGCAAGCAACAAAGAGAAAAUCAUCGCCCUCCUCGACCGCCGCCGUCGUCAUGGCGAACUCUCACAAUCACGCAAGGACACCUGCGCUGGCGCACCGUCCAACAUCCACGAAAGUAUCCAGCUGUUACACUUGUACAAGAAGCUUGACGCCCUUCUCCAAGCGUACCAGUCACACGCGCCCUGCCCGCCCUGGGUGGACCAGGAGACCUGGAAGCAGCAACUGCCCCUGCAACUGUCUGAAACAGAACGAGCACGGAUUCUGAGAGCGUUGUGUCGUAUCCAGACGUAUUACAACAUCGUUGGCGCAAGGGAGUAUGCAGAGACGGAGGCAGAGGCGCAGUCGGAACCUGGUAGCCCGUGCUCGCGCAAGUCGUCGACAUGGUACAAGAACUUCACAACGAAUGAGAUUUGGAAUCUGUUCUUCGGGACCAUGCCGCCGUGGGAGGUGGAGGAAUUUGGGUCCGUCUGGGUGUUUAUUCGUGAUCAGUAUCGUGAUAUGUUUGCCGAGGUGGCACGGGAGUUUCCUAGAUCGGAUGCUCGGUGGAAGGCGCUCAGACCGAGGUCUUUGCCGGUGGAGAUGGUCUCGUUGUAUCCCAAUCCUGAAGAGGAUGAUAUCGUUGACGAUGUCCACGGCUACAACGAAUACUGCAACCACCUCGUCUCUCUCGGUCCCUGCUUCCUCCAAAAAGUCCGCAGCCAACCCCGAUACCAAGAUCGCCGGAACAUGCUCGCCUGCAACGCCAUCGCAUCCAAGUCCUCAUUCAUGGAUCUCGUCGAAGUCAUCCGAGACCCCCCACCCCUCCUCUACCCAGCAGACAAGUACGACAGCCCCGACAUCGGCCGACUCCUCCCUACUCUCCCAGCCAUGGAACAGCCCAACCCCAGCUGGAAACAACACUGGCACCACGAUGGCACCCUCGAAUCCGUCGUCUUCGCUACCAGACCACGCGUCUCCGUCGACGGAAUCCAACCCUGGACUGCGCAGAACGACCUCGAACGAACAAUUGGCUACUUUGACGGAUGGGACUGGGGAUAUUCCCUGCUUGACACGGAGCGUGUUGGAAACGGAGCGCAUCUCAUGGCAUGAUGAUCUACCUGAUCUCAUCUGCAUUAGCGACUGAUUGAUUGCAUUUUUGGAAUGGUUUAUUAAAAGUUUGGGUUUAUUAUUUCGGCAUACUGCAGCUGGCUGCUCAUAUUGCGUUGCUAUAUCUGGCUGCAUCUAAUGAUGAGAAUGACUAUCAUACUGCCUAAUUGAACAAAUCUGUCUUUCGCAUCCGAAAUGCCAUGUGGCAUCUCUCGAAAGUUUUCAACUGCA